Molecule: messenger RNA, 811 nt
Organism: Solanum lycopersicum (tomato)
Lineage: Eukaryota; Viridiplantae; Streptophyta; Magnoliopsida; Solanales; Solanaceae
Source: RefSeq, a predicted model, not a curated record
CCGACAGUCCACAUUCUGUUUCACUUUUACCAAUUUCAGAAAAAUUCAGUCAUGAGCUGUAAACCUGUAACUAAUUUUUUCCAAAUUUUUGAACAUAUAAGCAAUCCCUUCUUUUCAACUUUUUCCCACCUCUUUACAUCAUCAGUAUCUCUCUUUUCUCUCACACACGCAAAUCAAGAAGAAGAAGAAGAAGAAGAAGAAGAAGAAAAUUCCAUUCCGGAAUCCAAAACAAUCAAUGUGAUCAAAGCUUUUGGACUCUUAUAAAAAAAUGGACGGAGAAGAUAGGCCGAGGACGAUGUGGAGGAGCUUGAAGCAACGGUUGGGAUUCACCGGACUGGUCUGCUGUGGAUCCUCUUGGAACUUGAGAGUAUCAGACGUGACAAUGAGAGAAGAAGAGGCCCAACAAUUUGAAGCCCAAUUAUUCGGUGAAGAAGAGCCCAUAAUCGGGGCCCAUCAAGGAAACGUGAACCUCGCUACAGCGUUGGCAGCGGAACGUCGGUACCGGAGCGUGGAUGCGACGGCGGAAUUGAAGACGCUGAUGAGAUUGUUUGAGGAAACGGACGGCAUAGAUGAGGAGAAGAGUCUGAAAUGGUACAUUAAAGAAGAAGGAAGAGGAGGAAUUGAUGAAAUGUGCUGCGUGUGCAUGGAGAGAAAUAAAGGCGCAGCGUUUAUCCCCUGUGGACAUACAUAUUGUAGGGUUUGUUCAAGAGAAUUGUGGAUGAAGAGAGGCUCUUGCCCUCUUUGUAAUUGCUCCAUUGAUGAGAUUCUCAAUAUUUUCUAAAACAUCUCAUGAAAUUUUUUUCAUCAUCGA